Molecule: messenger RNA, 3301 nt
Organism: Mus caroli (Ryukyu mouse)
Lineage: Eukaryota; Metazoa; Chordata; Mammalia; Rodentia; Muridae
Gene: Slc30a2
Product: solute carrier family 30 member 2
Biological process (GO): zinc ion transmembrane transport; response to zinc ion
Cellular component (GO): plasma membrane
Molecular function (GO): zinc ion transmembrane transporter activity
Source: RefSeq, a predicted model, not a curated record
UGCAGGGGUCAGGUCCUGGGGGCAGAGCCGCGAUUCCCUUUGCAGCCGGCCACCCUCCCCCCUCCCCGCGGGCUUUUGCACACGACGCGCGGCGGGCGGCUUCACACCAGGUGGCGAGGAGGGCCGGGGAUAAAGCGGGCGGGCGCGGGGCGCAGCGGCAGGGCCGGAGAGGAAGGUGGAAGGUGACUGCGAGCUGCCAUCGUCCUGCGCGCAACUUCGAGGGCGCACCGGGAGAGGCGGCAUGCAGACUAUGGACAAGCAGAACCUGCUGGAGAGCACGCGCGGAGCCCGGUCCUUCUUAGGAUCUCUGUGGAAGAGUGAAGCUAGCCGGAUCCCUCCUGUGGACCUGCCCGCGGUUGAGCUGGCUGUCCAGAGCAACCAUUAUUGCCAUGCCCAGAAGGAUUCUGGAAGUCACCCUGACCCCGAGAAGCAGAGGGCCCGACGUAAACUCUAUGUGGCCUCUGCCAUCUGCCUGGUGUUCAUGAUUGGCGAAAUCAUUGGUGGGUACCUGGCACAGAGCCUGGCCAUCAUGACCGACGCUGCGCACCUGCUCACGGAUUUUGCCAGCAUGCUUAUUAGCCUCUUCGCCCUCUGGGUGUCUUCCCGACCAGCCACCAAGACCAUGAACUUUGGCUGGCAUCGAGCCGAGAUCCUUGGAGCCUUGUUGUCCGUGCUCUCCAUCUGGGUGGUGACUGGUGUGCUCGUGUACCUGGCUGUGCAGCGGUUGAUUUCUGGAGAUUAUGAGAUCAAAGGGGACACCAUGUUGAUCACUUCGGGCUGCGCUGUGGCUGUGAACCUCAUAAUGGGGUUGGCCCUCCAUCAGUCUGGACACGGGCACAGCCAUGGGAACAGCCGCGACAACAGCAGCCAGCAGCAGAACCCCAGCGUCCGAGCUGCCUUCAUUCAUGUGAUUGGGGACCUUCUGCAGAGUGUGGGGGUACUGGUAGCAGCCUAUAUCAUAUACUUCAAGCCUGAGUACAAAUACGUGGAUCCCAUCUGCACCUUCCUCUUCUCCAUCCUGGUCUUGGGGACAACGUUGACCAUCCUAAGAGACGUGAUCUUGGUCCUGAUGGAAGGGACUCCCAAAGGCGUGGACUUCACAACUGUGAAAAAUCUCCUGCUGUCCGUGGAUGGGGUGGAAGCCCUGCAUAGCCUGCAUAUCUGGGCACUGACAGUGGCCCAGCCGGUGCUGUCUGUCCACAUAGCCAUUGCCCAGAAUGCUGACGCCCAGGCUGUGCUGAAGGUGGCUAGGGACCGCCUCCAGGGGAAGUUCAAUUUCCACACCAUGACCAUCCAGAUUGAGAAGUACACUGAGGACAUGAAGAGCUGCCAGGCGUGCCAGGGCCCCUCGGAAUGACUCCCCAGCCAGACACCGUCUCCUCGGAAGCAUGGUCAGGAUCUGUGGGUAGAAACGUCCAGUGUGCAGCCGGGACUCCAGCAAGGCACAGCCUGGAUCACUCCAGGGUGGGACUCUCCUUAGCCUCUCUGAGCUCACAGGAUGGGGACACAGCAGAUGAGGCCCCACUUCUGUUCCAGGAUGGUGUUUGGGCUGGGUCCUGAACUGAUGUCAUUCCUAACAUCACAGCUGAGAGACACUGAGGCACAGAAAGGGAUUUGGGGGUGUCCUGUAUGAUCCAGGGUCUCUGUGUCUGAACCAAAAAUUGAACAAGAUCCAUGUAACAUGUGACCGGGUAGUCGGGGGUUCCCUUGGCAGGGUCGGUCUCAUUGAUAAAAGAACCUGGAGCCGGACUCAGGAGGAAGAUCUGAGGCUGUUUUAUUAGAAUUUGGAAACAAACAAAACAAAGACCCACAGUCCAGGCAAGCCAUGAAUCUCGGCAGCUACUGAAGGAAAGUGAGGGAGAAGAGAGAAAGAAAGUCAGGGCUUUUGAAUUAGGGUCAGCAAUGGAGUUCUGUAAAUAGCUGGAUGGCUAUAAUGGGGGAGGGAGGGUUAAAGGAACAGUGAGAAAGCCACGCAUGCACACACACAAUUUCAAGACGAGAGAAAAAGGGGGGAAGGAGAAAUUGGGCUUCUGAGUUAAGAGUUUGGGAAAACAAGCUAACUUAGCAGUUAAGGUCUAUAAACAAGUAUCUGUAAGUGGGACCCCGGAGAGCCUUAAGUGCUAUAAUCAAGGAGAUAAUUGUUCCUUAGCAUGUCUUUGGAUGACUGACAGGCCCAACUGAAUGAACUCUAAAAAGACUGCAGAGAGGUCAAACCAUAACUUGGUGGAGUUUUUUCUCUCCAUCUUUACGUGAAUGUCUGUGAUCAAUGUCAGGUAGUCAGGUCUGAGCCACUUUUGAGGGAGGCGUGGGGGCUAUGGGAGGUACUGUCCUACUCUUUGGGACACAUCUUCAUCAGGGGUAGAACCUAGUUCCUAUCCUUUUGACCAGGAGGAAUUUGCUUCUGAGGGAGAUGGGUCUCAAGGGUCUCUCCCUGGUUUGCUUUACACAGUUGGGAGCAGAGCCCUUGCCUCUGCUAUAUAGCAUGACUUACCAAGACCAUGGGGACAGCAUUCAUACACUCCCUCUGAGAUGUGGGACCAAGGGGCACCCGAGGCUUCUCUCUGCCUUGCUCACUUUGGCUGUGGGCCCCAUGUGACUUCCUAGAAGAGGAGGAGAAAAAGGCCUCUUUAUAGGGAAAAACCUGCCUGGUUUCUUCCUUCCUGGUACCCCAGCCCAGGAAGCCAAGUCAGUGUAUCUAUGGCCUUGACCAAGGUGGCAGUAACAGAUUCCAGUUAGAUCUUGCUCUCACAGCCUCAGGGCCAGGCCACUUCCCUUGAUCUAUCUCACGAGAUAAUAGAUCCUGCUGUUUCGAGGGUGACCAUAACCUAGUUAGGGGUGAGGAUGUGUCCAGAGGCUGACAGGAGGAGUGUCCCCGGAGUCUGUGUGAAGAAUCCUUUGAGCUGGUUUGAGGUUACAGAUGCAAGAGGUGAGAGCUGUCUCCAGUCUUACAGAGUUCAUAGGAAGUCCCUUCUUAGGAAGUUCUAGGCCAAUGUUUAUAUCUGUCAUUGCAGGCCAACUGAAGGUUGUCACUUCUCAGUGCCUGUGACUCAUACAGAGACCAGGAACAUCGUGACAUCUUCCCUCACAGGAGUGUGCAGACAGCCGAGCCUGCUAAGCGCCGGGUGGUUGUGUAUUAGUCUCUUUGAUCAGUGUCCUGGAAAAGGCUCUUGUGAAGGGCCAGACAGGCUUCCUAAAGUUCCUGCAAUGGCUCUGUCCUGGCACAGUAAGGAGAAAGGCUAGGGUUGGCCUCCACCACCACCACCACCCCAAUUUAAAAAAAAAUAAAUGGUAUUUGUUUUAU